This is a messenger RNA of Hippocampus comes (tiger tail seahorse), 1473 nucleotides long. RefSeq names its product cytochrome P450 2F5-like. The transcript has 9 exons. Lineage: Eukaryota; Metazoa; Chordata; Actinopteri; Syngnathiformes; Syngnathidae. Gene Ontology annotation, biological process: xenobiotic metabolic process. The record is from RefSeq and is a predicted model, not a curated record. Bases 1 to 1473 code for a protein of 490 amino acids. Gene Ontology annotation, molecular function: iron ion binding; oxidoreductase activity, acting on paired donors, with incorporation or reduction of molecular oxygen, reduced flavin or flavoprotein as one donor, and incorporation of one atom of oxygen; heme binding. Gene Ontology annotation, cellular component: cytoplasm; intracellular membrane-bounded organelle.
AUGGAGCUUGUGUUGCUUUUGGGCGCAACUGUGCUUUUGCUGUGUCUGUGCUUGCUCAAGUGUCGCAGCAACUUGACAGCGCCUUUACCUCCAGGACCUCCUCGUCUUCCUCUCGUUGGAAACCUGCACCAACUGGACAAGAGAGCGCCUUUUAAAACUUUCCUCGAGCUGAGUAAGCACUACGGACCUGUCCUCACCGUGAAUUUGGGCUGGCGCAGAGCCGUUGUCCUGGUCGGUUUCAACACCGUCAAGGAAGCACUUGUGGACCAAGCAGACGAUUUCACCGGAAGAGGACCGUUUCCGUUCCUGGUCCGGGCCACCAAAGGCUAUGGUUUGGCCGUCAGCAAUGGCGAGCGCUGGCGCCAGUUGCGUCGCUUCACCCUGACAACCCUGCGGGAUUUUGGGAUGGGCCGCAAGGGGAUGGAGGAGUGGAUCCAGGAGGAGAGCAAACAUCUGGUGGCCCGUUUCGACGCCACCAAAGCCAUGCCCUUUGACCCGAGCUACUUCUUGAGCUGCAGCGUGUCCAACGUGAUCUGCUGCCUGGUGUUUGGUCAACGCUUUGCCUACGACGACGAGCACUUCCUGCACCUCCUGCAGAUCAUCUCUGAGACCAUCAGAUUCGGCAGCAGUCCCUUCGGGCAGCUGUACAACGUUUUCCCUCGGUUGAUGGAGUGGCUGCCUGGAAAGCACCACAAAAUCUUUGCCGGGAUGGAAGAGCUGAGAGCUUUUAUCAUGGAGAAGAUUGAGGAGCACCGCAACACACUGAGCCCGGGGUGUCCUAGAGAUUACAUCGACUGCUUCUUAACCAGACUCGAUCAGGAGAAACACCUCUCCACCACUGAGUUCCACUACAACAACUUGGUGUCCACUGUGCUGAAUCUGUACCUGGCAGGAACAGAAACCACCAGCUCCACCAUCCGAUUCGCCCUCAGUGUGCUCAUCAAAUAUCCUAAAGUCCAAGAGAGCAUGCAGCAGGAGAUUGACGCUGUGAUCGGACGGCGUUGUCCCAACAUGGAGGAUAGGAAGUCCCUCCCCUUCAGUGACGCCGUUCUCCACGAAGUCCAGCGUUUGAUGGACAUCGUGCCCAUGAGCCUCCCUCACUACGCCCUUCGGGACAUCUCCUUCAGGGGAUACAUCAUUCCGAAGGACACACUCAUCAUCCCCUUGUUACACUCGGUGCUCAAGGAGGAGAAGCAGUGGGCCACACCGUGGAGCUUCAACCCUCAACACUUCCUGGACCACAAUGGCAACUUCAAGAAUAAUCCGGCGUUUCUUCCAUUCUCCGCAGGGAAAAGGGCCUGCGUCGGGGAAUCGUUGGCUCGCAUGGAGAUUUUCCUCUUCAUGGUGUCACUCCUGCAGAACUUUGUCUUUUCUCACAACGGCGGACCGGACAGCGUGGACUUGAGUCCCGAGUACAGCAGCUUUGCCAAUGUGCCGCGCAGGUACAAGAUUGUUGCAACGCCUCGCUCUUGA